This is a messenger RNA of Erinaceus europaeus (western European hedgehog), 5011 nucleotides long. RefSeq names its product DDB1 and CUL4 associated factor 17 (gene DCAF17). The record is from RefSeq and is a predicted model, not a curated record. Bases 377 to 1960 code for a protein of 527 amino acids. Gene Ontology annotation, cellular component: Cul4-RING E3 ubiquitin ligase complex. NCBI's taxonomy places the organism in Eukaryota, Metazoa, Chordata, Mammalia, Eulipotyphla, Erinaceidae. The transcript has 14 exons. Gene Ontology annotation, biological process: protein ubiquitination.
AGUUCUGGGGACAAGCCGGCCUCCCUGAAAACGCACUGGGGACUACAUUUCCCGGUGUGAGAGCGGCUCCUGCAGGCCGCGCCUUACGGGGGCGUCACACCGUCCGCCGCCGCAGAGUCCAGACCCUAGAGAGGGUUUGCGGGGCAGGCCUGGAAGGGGGCGAGCCUUUCCUCCCCUCCCGCUCGAGCGCGGCUGACUCUGCUUUCCCGUACCCCGCCGUCUCGUGCCCCGCGCCCGUCUCCCCGCAUCAGCUUUUUCGGUGCCUCUCGGGCAUCCGGGGCUUGGGGAGUCCAAAGUAGCGGCCGUUACCCCCCACGCGGGAGUGAGGGGCGCGCCCCCUGCGACCCCGCCAUCGCGGCACCCCGCCAGCACCUCCAUGGGCCCGAGCCGGAAGCCCAAUGUGUGCCGCAGGCUGAGUCGCCGGACUCAGGGCUUCUUCUCGCGCGAUGCAGGCGUGGUGCAGAGGACGAAUCUGGGCAUCCUGCGGGCGCUGGUGUGCCAGGAAAGCACUAAGUUCAAGAACGUUUGGACCACUCAUUCCAAGACACCGAUAGCCUAUGAGAGAGGAAGAAUAUAUUUUGAUAAUUAUCGGUGCUGUGUCAGCAGUGUUGCAUCAGAACCAAGAAAACUUUAUGAAAUGCCAAGAUGUUCCAAAACAGAAAAAAUAGAAGAUGCGUUAUUAUGGGAAUGUCCAGUGGGGGAAAUGCUGCCCAACCCAUCAGAUUAUAAAUCCUCACUCAUAGCACUCACUGCUAAUAAUUGGUUACUCCGAAUAUCAACAACUACGGGAAAAGUCCUUGAGAAAAUAUAUCUUGCUUCAUAUUGCAAAUUCAGAUACUUGAGCUGGGACACUCCUCAAGAAGUCAUCGCAGUCAAGUCAGCUCAGAACAAAGGCUCAACUUUGGCCCGGCAGGCAGGCAUUCAACAGUCUGUUUUGCUGUACCUUGCUGUGCUCCGUGUCCUCCCUUUUUCCCUCAUAGGGAUUUUGGAGAUCAACAAAAAGAUUUUCGGCAAUGUUACAGAUGCUACUUUGUCUCACGGAAUACUGAUUGUGAUGUACAGCUCGGGACUGGUCAGACUCUAUAGCUUCCAAAUCAUCACUGAACAGUUCAUGCAACAGAAACUUGACUUAGGGUGUGCAUGCAGAUGGGGUGGGACUACUGGAACUGUGGGAGAGGCUCCUUUUGGCAUUCCUUGUAAUAUUAAAAUCACAGACACUCCACCGCUGCUUUUUGAGGUGUCCUCGCUAGAGAAUGCUUUUCAGAUUGGAGGUCAUCCUUGGCACUACAUCAUCACACCUAAUAAGAAGAAACAAAAAGGAGUUUUUCAUAUUUGUGCCCUAAAAGACAAUUCCUUGGCAAAAAAUGGAAUCCAAGAAAUGGACUGUUGUUCACUAGAAUCAGACUGGAUCUAUUUCCAUCCUGACGCAUCUGGUAGAAUAAUACAUGUUGGCCCAAAUCAGGUCAAAAUUUUAAAGCUAAAUGAAGUAGAAAAUAAUAGUGCCCAGCAUCAGAUCUCUGAGGAUUUUGUCAUUUUGGCCAACAGGGAGAAGAACAAAAAUGAAAACUUAUUCACUGUUACAUCUUCUGGACGAGUAGUAAAAAAAAGUUUUAACCUUUUGGAUGAUGACCCAGAACAAGAGACUUUCAAAAUUGUGGACUAUGAAGACGAGCUGGAUUUGCUUUCUGUGGUAGCUGUUACUCAGAUAGAUACUGAAGGGAAAGCUCAUCUGGAUUUUCACUGUAAUGAAUAUGGAACUCUGCUUAAAAGUAUUCCACUAGUGGAGUCAUGGGAUGUGACAUACAGCCAUGAAGUCUACUUUGACAGAGACUUGGUACUACACAUAGAACAGAAACCGAACAGAAUCUUCAACUGCUAUGUUUACCAGAUGGUGUGCGACCCUGGGGAAGAAGAUGAUGACGGAGAAGAAACUGCAAGUACAAGUUGUGAAAAAGAAUGAAGUUUAGCAAAUUUUUAAAAAUCAGAUGAGGCUUAGGAGACUUGUAGCCACUCACCCCAUCGGUUAUGUCCAAUUUUCUUUUUUAUUCUCUGCAAUAGUAUAUUCUCCAGCAUUUUCCAGUAAAGGUCUCAUGUUGACUAGAUGACUCUGAUUUAUUUUUUUAAACUAUUGCCACAAAUGGUGGUGAGGAUUCUGUUUUAUGUAAAAGUUGUUUUAGAAUGACUACCAAAGAAGUCUAGUAUUUGGGAGCUCUUACCUAGAUGGUAAUACACACAUAAAAUAUUGGGAAGCAGAGAAGAAAGUACAGUUCCAGUUGGUAGGGAAGUGUUUAGCAUUCUUCUUAAAGGGUACUCUGAAAUUUCAGUUACUAAGACUGAGAGGUAAAGAUAAAAUGAAGCUAUAAAGAAAGAGUAUGUUCACGUAUUCUGUAUCCUCUAUACCAAACUUUGUUCAAGGAUGAAAGCUGUAUCUGUGAUGUGAAAGCAUACUUUUGAGCCAAAAAUGUCAUCCAGGUGUCUUUUAAUCUUGUGUGUGCAUAGAUACUUUGUAUUUGUGUUGAAUAUCAAAAACUGGCUGUAUUUCAGAAAUUAAUCUUUUUCUCCCUUAGAUGUCCACUUAAUGUUUCUGUUAUUUAGUUGUGUUUCUUUUAUAGAUAAAUGUAAAAGAUUCUAAGUAUACUUUUAGUGAAAAUUUUUUACAUAUAAAAAUGUUCUCAUUUCAAUACUAUAUUUAUUUAAUGAAUAUUUCAGUUCUGUUUAGCGUUAGUUUUAUAUCUGUAGAAUAAGGUAAAGGCAUUUUGCGUCCUCCCAUCUCUGCUCCUGUGUAAGAAUAGAUCAACUGGGAAUUAUUAGCAGCUUAGGAACUGACUGUUAAGCUAGAAAAAGCUUUUGGUUCUAUCGUAGUUGUAAAAUGAGUAUUUUUUCCUUCUUUGUUAAAAUCCAUCUAAACAUUCCUUAAACUAGAUAGUCACUCUUCAGUAGAUAUAAAAACAAAUGGGAGAAAAUGCUUUUUUAUGCUUUCUAGUUGAGAAAUUCAGGUGCUUGUAAUCCAAGUGUUCAAUACAUUUCUGUGGUAUAACCUGAGAAGAAUAACAUUAAACUAAAAAGGGACUGAAGCAAGUUAUUUAUUUAUUUAUUUGUUUGUUUGUUUAUUUUGCUGAUUCAGAUUUAAGAUUAAAAUUAGAAAUUUUUAGCUUAAAUGAUUUAAAAUUACUGAGUUUUGCCUUUCAUUUUGACUUGAUUCCAUAUUAAGAAUGAUGUAAAUUCUGCCCUUGAAGUUCACAGAUAAAUUUCAAACUUAUGUUCAACAGGGCUGAGGAAAAAAACAGUCAUUCUACAGUCACGAAGUUAGAAGAAGGAGAAAAAAAUUAAAUAAGAAGCAGAGUCUAUAAAUUUAAAAGAAGUAAAGGGAGCAAAAUUUGAAAGGAGAUUGCUAACAUUUUCAAUUAAUGGAAAAUAUAUGGGAGCCGGUGGUGGCACACCUGGUUGAGCACACGUUACAAUGUUCAAGGACCUGGGUUUGAGUUCCCAACCCCAAGGUGCAGAGGGAAAGCUUUGUAAGUGGUGAAGCAGUACUGCAGUUGUCUCUCUGUCUCUCUCUCCCUCUUUCCUCUCAAUUUCUGGCUGUCUCUGUCCAAUAAAUAAAGAUAAAACCAAAAAAUUAUGGGAGUCGGGCGGUAGCACAGCGGGCUAAGCGCAGGUGGUGCAAAGCGCAAGGACUGGCAUAAGGAUCCCGGUUCAAGCCCCUGGCUCCUCACCUGCAGGGGAGUUGCUUCACAAGUGGUGAAGCAGGUCUGCAGAUAUCUGUCCUUCUCUCCCCCUCUCUGUCUUCCCCUCCUCUCUCCAUUUCUCUCUGUCCUAACAGCGACGACAUCAAUAACAACAAUAACUACAACAACAACAAAAAAGAACAAGGACAACAAAAGGGAAAAUAAAUAAAUAAAUGUUUUUUUAAAAAGCCAAAAAAUUAAAAAGAAAAUAUUUGUGAACUAAAAACAAAUCUUUCUGAUUUUGAUCCUGUGUAUAAUGGCCAGCUGGGAAAGUAGAAGUGGUUACCUCAUGAGCAAGAUAAAAUAAUCUUAACAUAUUAGAUUCUAGUAUUUUUAUAUCUCCUAAUUGAAAAAAUAAAGCUAGUUCUCAUUUUAUGCAGAUUUAAUAUGUAAUACUUUACAUUUUUAGGCCAUUUUAGAAGCACGAUUUUGGUUACAAAGCUUUUAAAUAUUUAUGAUCUACUAAACAAAAUUUCCCAAAACUCCAAAUAGACACUAAUGAAUCUGCAUCUUGAAAAUGAACUUGGUAAGAGGAGAUAGAUUAAAAAUACUAGGGAAAGGAAGAAGUCAGUAUUACAUAGGCUUCAGGGCAGAUGUAGUGCUAUGUAAAAGCAGAAAAGUUAUUCUCUAUUUCUAAUAGAGUUUUCAGAAAAGGAUGUUGUUAGACCUUGACCUCACCAGCUUCUUUCAAAGGUUUUUUUGUUUCUUUGUUUCCCUUUAAGUCAUUGCCAUCUUUUGAUGAAAUUAUAGAAAUGAACUCAUCUAUUCAGAAAGGCAUCUGAGAUUCUUUAUCUGCAUUUGUGCUAGGGCAGGUAGGUGAAAUACUUCUAGUUUAAAUAUGAUGACCACUAAGAAACUCUUAAUCUUUCACUACUGCCAAAUUUCAGACUAAAUCAGAAUCUGCAUGUCAGUCAUAUGGGCCAGGUAGAAUAUGUACUAGCUUGAAACACAGAGAUUUGCGGACAUUGUAGCAAACAGUUAACAGGACAAGCAUCUGCUACUUCGUUUCUUCUUUUAAUAUUUACUUUAUUUAGGAUAGAGAAAGAGAAACUGAGAGGGAGGGGGAAUUAGGACAGGAGAGAAAGAAAGACACCUACAGCGCUGCUUCAUCACUUAAGGCUUCCCCUAUGGAAGUGGGAGCCAGUGAAGUGAAGUUGGGUCCUUGAUCAUUGGCACAUGUGCUCUCUGCCAGGUGUACUAGGCCCCUGCUACUUCAUGUCAAUAAAUUGUAACAUAAGAAAUGUGAGGUAUGUUGUUAAGAGAUCAUUGCAGAGAGAGAGAGA